Molecule: messenger RNA, 2499 nt
Organism: Kuraishia capsulata CBS 1993
Lineage: Eukaryota; Fungi; Ascomycota; Pichiomycetes; Pichiales; Pichiaceae
Exons: 2
Coding region: 1-2499 (832 amino acids)
Biological process (GO): vacuole fusion, non-autophagic; intracellular protein transport; endosomal transport
Cellular component (GO): lysosomal membrane; HOPS complex; endosome
Molecular function (GO): actin binding
Source: RefSeq, a predicted model, not a curated record
AUGAAUGCCAACCCGAGUCUAGGUUGGGAACGACUCCAGGAUGUAUUCUAUCGCAUCCGCGAAUGCUGUCCUACACUAAACUGGAGCCAGGAUUUGUCCAAAAAUCUGGUUGCAGUGGCUCCUUUCAGCUCAACUAUUGCCAUGUUUUCGAAUAAAUUUGGUACCGGGGCUGUUCACGGGACCUUCAUUAAGGUGUACUCAGGCUCUGGGUCUGAGGUAUGCUCGAUUCCAUGGUUGAACUCCAACGGCGAUAUCGUUGCCUUGGGCUGGAAUGACCAAAUGCAUUUGAUUGUUGUUCUUUCCAGCGGAAAGACACGUGUUUAUUCAAACUUCGAAGGCGACUUCACAGAAUUCAGUCUGGGGUUGUCUACUGGGGAGACAGUCAAGGAGGCCAAGUUCUGGUCCUCAGGGAUGGUCGUUCGGCUUUCGAAUGACCAGUUUGUUGCGGUAACUAGUUAUAAGCGGAGAGUGAUGCUUUGGCUUGAAGAGAUCGUCGAGUUAACACUGAAGCAAGAGAGUGUGAAAUCCUGGGCUUUGAAUCCUCCUUUGUACAAUAGAGAACUGAGCGUGUUGGUCUCCACCGAGACGGGGAUACGGGCGAUUGGAACUACCACAGUGCAAGACAUGGGCUUCAAAGCGGGAGCCUCAUGUCACCUGAUAGCGCUGCCUCGGGUUGGUGACUUUGUAUCGCUUUUCACCAAGGAUCACACGAUUCUGAUUGUGACGUCUGAUUUCAAAACGAUUCUCUCAGAAUUCAGUUCUGACAAUGGUGGGAUUCCGAUACAGAUGGAAUGGUGCAGCAAUGAUGCUGUAUUGGUAGCAUUCAAGGAUGAAAUCAAGGUGGUUGGACCAUCUGAGGAAUCAUUGGCUUUUUACUAUGACUCAGAUGUGGUUCUAAGUCCCGAAGAAGACGGUGUAUUCAUUCUGAGCAACGAUAGACUCGAGUUUUUUUCCAAAGUGGGCGAUGCUACGGCUGAGACUUUCAGACUUGGCUCUACUGCUCCCAGUGCUGUUCUACUAGAUGCCAUUGACCAGCUAGAUAGACAUUCGCCAAAGGCAGAUGAGAAUCUCGAGAUCAUCAAGGACAACCUGGUGGAGGCGAUGGAUGUCUGUAUUCGUGCUGCUUGUGAGGAAUUCGACGCUUACUGGCAGAAAAGAUUGCUCAGAGCAGCCUCUUUCGGCAAGUCCAGUGUUGAUCUCUACAACCCAGAAGAGUUCGUAGAGGCGUGCAAUAUCCUUCGAGUGUUGAAUGCUGUCAGACAGCCCGAGGUGGGGAUGUUCUUGACAUAUUCGCAAUACCUGAAUCUAGGCCCUGAAAAGCUCAUAGAGAUCCUUCUUACGCGGCAGCAACACUAUCUUGCCUUUCAAGUCGCACAGUUUUUGGACCUACCUGUUGAUCCGAUUUUCAUCCACUGGGCCUGUUGUAAGGUCAAAUAUUCCAGAGAUUUGAGCGAUGAGUCUCUAUUUGACGUCGUGAUGAAGAAAUUGGAACCCCGUAAGCCAAUAACCUUGGCGAAGGUGGCUAAGGCUGCAUAUGAAGAGGGCCGCACGAAAGUUUCAAUCAUGUUCCUGAACAACGAGCCCGAUCUGAACAAACAGGUUCCUUUGUUGAUUGAGAUGGAGGAAGACGAACUGGCGUUGAUCAAAGCGGAGGAUGGUGGAGAUGCAGAUCUACUGCUAUAUGUUUUGAUAAUGCUCCAGAACAAACUUUCGCUGGCUGAUUUCUUUCAGAUCAUCAACCACAGACCAAAGGCAAUUGGAGUUUUCAAGCAGACGCUUUGUCAGUUUUACCCAAAGCUCCUUCAAGAUUUUUACUAUCAAGAUGAUCAGGUGGGCAAACUGGCGGAGCUUGAGCUUGAUUCCGAGUAUGGAAACCACAACCUGAUAAAAACACAACAAGACGUUGAUAGAAGACGGACAACCCUCCAUGGGGUGAGCAGACUUCUCGCUAAGGGAGGUGUGGAUGCGCAAGAAGACUCUGUGUUGGUCCAGUCAGAGCUCUAUCUUCUCACGCUACAGGAGAAGUACACUAAUGCGUAUGAUGCUGAUUUUUUCAACAAAAGUGCAGUUGAAAUGCUGGAGAAGGUUCUCUCGCUUGCCUCAUUGGCCAAAGCAGCCAAGGCUCAGAAAGAACUUCGGAUAUCGGAUAAAAGAUACUGGUGGAAGGUCGCCAAGGUCUUGGCCAAAGAGCACAGAUUUGAAGAGAUGUACGAAUUUGCGGUUUCCAAGAGAUCACCUAUAGGAUACGAGCCGUUCUACCACGAAUGUGUCAAGUAUGGAGAGAAGAGGCAUGCUGCGCUUUACGUGGCCAUGUGCUCGCGUCUGAAUUACAAACAGAGGAUACGGAUGUAUCUGGUGGUGGACGACUUGAAGAGUGCUGCCGAGGAGGCUUUCAAGAAGAGGGAUUUGGACUAUCUUAGUGUGAUAGAGGAGAGAGGAAAUAGUGUCAUCAAAAGACAGGUGCAGGAGUAUAGAGAAACAAUGGGGGGAAGAAGGUGA